Molecule: messenger RNA, 1451 nt
Organism: Mytilus californianus (California mussel)
Lineage: Eukaryota; Metazoa; Mollusca; Bivalvia; Mytilida; Mytilidae
Product: dol-P-Man:Man(5)GlcNAc(2)-PP-Dol alpha-1,3-mannosyltransferase-like
Exons: 9
Coding region: 20-1285 (421 amino acids)
Cellular component (GO): endoplasmic reticulum
Molecular function (GO): dol-P-Man:Man(5)GlcNAc(2)-PP-Dol alpha-1,3-mannosyltransferase activity
Source: RefSeq, a predicted model, not a curated record
CGGAUGUGGGGAAAAGAAAAUGGCAGCCUCCACGAAAUCGAAGUGGAAAAGAUUGAAAGAAAGUUUAUCGCCAAAGUUGUACAUGAAAUAUGCGUUUCAUCCAGAAUAUUGCUUACCUGCAAUGAUUUUACUUAUUGUUGCUGAAAUUUUUGUCAACUUUGUUGUAAUCCAGAAAAUAAAAUAUACAGAAAUUGAUUGGACAGCCUAUAUGCAGGAAGUGGAAGGAGUUGUUAAUGGAACAUAUGAUUAUUUGAAACUGAAAGGAGACACAGGCCCUUUAGUGUACCCUGCUGGAUUUGUUUAUAUCUACACAGCUCUGUAUUACAUUACUGACCAUGGUACCAACAUUAAACUAGGACAGUAUAUAUUUGCAGUAUUAUAUAUCCUGUCUCUUCUUGUUAUAUUUGAUAUCUACAGAAGAUGUAAAACUAUUCCACCAUAUGCCUAUAUCUUCAUGUGCUGUGCUUCCUACAGGAUCCAUUCUAUUUAUAUUCUAAGACUCUUCAAUGACCCAAUAGCAAUGUUAUUUCUGUAUAUAGCUGCAGAUUUAUUUCUACAAGAUAAAUGGUCUUCUGGAUGUUUGAUGUUCAGUUUGGGUGUUUCAGUGAAGAUGAAUGUUUUGUUGUUUGCUCCUGCUUUACUGAUUUUGUUAUUAGUCAGACAUGGUACCAUGGCAACAGCUAAAUAUCUGACUAUUUGUGCACUUCCACAGAUAAUCCUUGCAAUUCCUUUCCUCUUGGUGAAUCCAUGGGGAUAUAUCAUACAGUCAUUUAAUCUGGGUCGUCAGUUUUUUUAUGUGUGGACAGUGAACUGGAGACUGGUUCCUGAAGAUCUAUUUUUAGACAAGAAAUUCCAGUUGUUAUUAUUAGCAUCUCAUGCUGUCUGUUUACUAAUAUUCUUUCAUUUUAAGUGGAAAAGGUUAUACCAAUGUGUCAGAUUUAAAUUAUGGAUGAAACCUUUACCACAUACACUUACCAGUAGUCAGAUUAUAUUGCCAUUAUUUACAGCCAACUUUAUAGGAAUGUGUUUCAGUAGAUCAUUACAUUAUCAGUUUUAUGUGUGGUACUUCCAUACCUUACAUUAUCUUUUGUGGAGCACAGCUUUACCAUCUGUAGUAAGAAUCCUUUUACUAGGUUGUAUAGAACUGAGCUGGAACACUUAUCCUUCUACAGUCUUCAGUAGUUCAUUACUACAUGUCAGCCAUUUUGUUAUAUUUGCCUCAUUAUGGUGGAGUCCUCUGUAUACACCACAGAAAAAAGUUGUGGUUGCUUCUAAGAUGCAUUAGUAUUGUGUUGUUUGGUUUCUAUGACAAUUUAUAAUCAAACGUAAGAGAUUGAAGAUAGAGAAAUGAUCUUAUAGACAUUUUUAGUCUUUCGAAAUAAAUAUAUGAAUUCUUAAGUUAUGAUCAUGUUGCAAGGCAAUAAAAAGUUGUUUUGAAUAGAAUGAUGUGA